AACUCCUUCCUUCACUCAUGUAUCUGUCAUUUCUCAUUAUAUAUCAUUAUUAAUUAUGAAUUAAUUAACUAUCUAAUCAUUUAGUUCUGUGUUCCUUCUCUCUUCUCUUUAAUUAAUUAAUAUGUUGAUUCAUGUAAAUGGUCGACGUAAAUCAAUGCAUAGCUUUGUGAAACCGGCAAUAAUAAGGUGGCCAUGGACGAAAAAGCGAAGGGCUUUAGGGGUUGUUGGUGUCGUAGCUUUGGUCUCAUUCAUAUCGAUCAUCGUCUUAUUUCAUGUAUUAGUGGUCAUGCUCCCACCUCCUUACAGUUACACCAACGGCAACACCACCACAACUCCUCUACAUAUUCUCCAAGUUACCACCACAACCACUACUACCACCACCUUUCAACAUACUACUUCCACCUUCCAAUCAAAUUUAUUUCAUAAUAAAAUGUAUCGGCCGUACCGUGAUCUUGAAAUUUGGAAGCCACCAAGGAGUGAGAGAUUACAGAAAUGUGUCAAUCGAUCAAAGAAGGAAGCCAAGAAUGGAACAGCAACAGAUGGCUUUAUUCUAGCUCAUGCCAAUGGGGGUUUGAAUCAAAUGAAACUUGGGAUAAGUGACAUGGUUGCAAUAGCAAAAGUUAUGAAUGCAACCUUAGUCAUGCCUACUUUAGAUCAUAGUUCCUAUUGGAAUGAUUCAAGUGACUUUAAGGAAAUCUUUGACUGGGAGAAGUUUGUUGAAGUUUUAAAGGAUGAUAUAACAAUUAUAGACUCACUUCCACCGGAAUAUGAAUCAGUCAAGCCCCUUACUAAAAAUCCAGUUUCUUGGUCAAAGCUCUCUUACUAUAGAGACAUGCGUGAAAAACAACUAAUAAAGAGAGAGAAAGUGAUAAAGUUUCUGCAAACGAAUUCGAGGCUAGCUAACAAUGUACAAUUUUCUACUCAAAGGCUUCGAUGUCGGGCAAUGUAUGAUGCAUUAAAGUUUAGAAAAGAUAUCGAAGAACUUGGGAGGAUCUUAGUUGAAAGAUUAAGAAGGAAUAAAAAUCCUUACAUUGCUUUACAUUUAAGAUAUGAAAAGGAUAUGCUAGCUUUCACAGGCUGCAGCCACAAGCUUACCAUAAAUGAGCAUGAAGAGCUUACAAAAAUGAGGUAUGAGACAAAGCAUUGGAAAGAAAAGAAGAUCAAUGCUAAGGUCCAAAGACUCCAUGGGAAUUGUCCCAUGACACCAAGAGAAGUGGCCAUAUUUCUUAUGGCCCUUGGAUAUCCAUCUGAUACACAAAUUUACAUAGUUUCUGGUGAAAUUUAUGGUAAAGACGGUAUGCAAUCGCUUAAACAAAAGUUUCCUAAUUUGUCUACUAAGCUCAGCUUAGCAACAGAGGAAGAGUUAAUGCCUUUCAUGAAUUCACAGAAUAAGCUUGCUGCUAUAGACUAUGUUGUGGCAUUGGAAAGUGAUGUGUUUGUUUACUCAUAUGAUGGCAACAUGGCUAGAGCAUUGCAAGGUCAUAGGGUGUAUGAGGGUUUUAGGAAAACCAUUAGCCCUGACAGGCAAAAUUUAGUCAAACUGAUUGAUAAGUUAGACAAGGGUAACAUAAGUUGGGAAAAGUUUUCAUAUUUGGUCAAGAGCUUUCAUGAGAAGAGAAUCGGAGGACCAAAACCAAGGCCUAUUUCACACUCUCGAGACUCCUCAAAACUUGAGGAGAAUUUCUAUGCAAAUCCCUUUCCUGGUUGCAUUUGUCAACAAAGAAUUUAAGGUGUUUAAAACUAGAACCUAUCCCAAAAAGCAAGUGGAGAAACAACAAUUUUGAAAAGGUUAAGUGAGCUAAUUUGUAAAUGUGAUAGGCAUAGCACACAAUUUUUUUUUAAGGAAGUGUGCAAUGGCUCAAUUUUUCCUUUUCUUCUUAAGUAUGUUCGAAAUUAAUUGUAGAGAAAUUGAGAAAUAAUAAAUUUUCCCUAAACUAGUGGUAUGACAGAGUUUUAUCUAAUGAAUUUUUAUGUGGCAAAAA
This is a messenger RNA of Cannabis sativa, 1982 nucleotides long. Its product is annotated as O-fucosyltransferase 19-like. The record is from RefSeq and is a predicted model, not a curated record. Bases 122 to 1729 code for a protein of 535 amino acids. The transcript has 8 exons. Lineage: Eukaryota; Viridiplantae; Streptophyta; Magnoliopsida; Rosales; Cannabaceae. Gene Ontology annotation, cellular component: cytoplasm.